Messenger RNA from Carassius auratus (goldfish), 4637 nucleotides. RefSeq names its product hepatocyte growth factor-regulated tyrosine kinase substrate-like. The record is from RefSeq and is a predicted model, not a curated record. Lineage: Eukaryota; Metazoa; Chordata; Actinopteri; Cypriniformes; Cyprinidae. Gene Ontology annotation, molecular function: phosphatidylinositol binding; ubiquitin binding; metal ion binding. Gene Ontology annotation, biological process: receptor internalization; endocytic recycling. Gene Ontology annotation, cellular component: early endosome. The coding region runs from base 110 to 2374 and encodes 754 amino acids. The transcript has 21 exons.
UUCAUAUCGUGCGCGCAUGCGCGUGCCUCCCCGGAAGUGAAACUCGCUUAUUCACACAGGUGAACAACACCAAAACAGACACAGCGCGUCCCGAUAUCAGAGAUCAGAAAUGGGCAAAGGCGGCGGAACGUUUGAGAGACUGUUGGAUAAGGCUACCAGUCAGCUGCUGCUGGAGACAGACUGGGAGUCCAUUCUGCAGAUAUGUGACCUCAUUCGGCAAGGAGAUACACAGGCUAAGAAUGCAAUUGUUGCCAUCAAGAAAAAACUCAAUGACAAAAAUCCACACGUAGCGCUCUAUGCUCUUGAGGUUCUGGAGUCAGUUGUGAAGAACUGUGGCCAGACGAUUCAUGAUGAAGUGGCCUGUAAGCAGACAAUGGAAGAGCUGAAGGAGCUGUUCAAGAAACAAACCGAACCGAAUGUGAAGAACAAGAUCCUUUAUCUGAUCCAGGCCUGGUCCCACGCCUUCCGCAACGAGCCCAAGUAUAAAGUGGUCCAGGACACCUAUCAGAUCCUGAAGGUGGAAGGUCAUGUCUUCCCGGAAUUCAAGGAGAGCGAUGCCAUGUUUGCAGCAGAAAGGGCCCCUGAUUGGGUGGAUGCAGAGGACUGUCACAGAUGCAGGGUUCAGUUUGGUGUUCUAAACCGAAAGCACCACUGCAGGGCAUGUGGGCAGAUUUUCUGUGCUAAGUGCUCUUCGAAGUACUCUACCAUUCCCAAGUUUGGCAUUGAGAAGGAGGUGCGUGUGUGUGAGCCCUGCUUCGAGCUUCUCAACAACCACCCCUCCCUCUCUCCCCCUCCUAGGAAAGCUGAAGGGAAGGCCGCCAGCGCUGGGCAGCCCGAGCUUCCCCCUGAGUACCUGACCAGCCCUCUGUCCCAGCAGUCUCAGGUAGUGCCCACCGAAUCAAUGCCUCCUAAGAGAGACGAGGCUGCGCUUCAGGAAGAAGAGGAGCUGCAGCUGGCCAUCGCACUGUCUCAGAGUGAGGCCGAGGAGAAGGAGAGGAUGAGACAUAAGAACACUUAUUCUGCGUACCCCAAAGUCGAUCCCACCCCUGUGACUUCCUCUGCCCCUCCUGUCAGCACUCUCUACUCCACUGUGAACUCAUCGGCUCCAUCAGCUGAAGACGUGGACCCUGAGCUGGCUCGUUACCUAAAUAGAACUUACUGGGAGAAGAAACAGGAAGAGGUUCGGAAGAGUCCCACCCCCUCUGCUCCUGCUCCAGUGUCACUGGCUGAGCCCGUCCCAAUCAGCCAACCAGUGGAAAGCCACGCUUCAGUCCAACCCAUCAACAUAGUAGAGCAACAAUAUCAGAAUGGAGAAUCUGAGGAGAACCAUGAGCAGUUCCUGAAGGCCUUGCAGAAUGCCGUCACCACCUUCCUCAACCGCAUGAAGAGCAACCACAUGCGCGGCCGCAGCAUCACCAACGAUAGCGCUGUGCUCUCUCUCUUUCAGUCCAUCAACAACAUGCACCCACAGCUGCUGGAAAUCCUCAACCAGCUGGAUGAGAAGAGAUUGUACUACGAGGGUCUUCAGGACAAGCUGGCGCAGGUGCGUGACGCGCGGGGGGCACUGAACGCUCUGAGAGAUGAGCACAGGGAGAAACUAAGACGGGCUGCCGAGGAGGCAGAGAGACAGAGACAAAUCCAACUCGCCCAGAAACUAGAGAUCAUGAGGCAGAAGAAACAGGAGUACUUGGUGAUGCAAAGGCAGCUCGCGAUCCAGCGCCUGCAGGAGCAGGAGAAGGAGAGACAGAUGCGUCUGGAGCAGCAGAAGCACACCAUUCAGAUGAGAGCUCAGAUGCCUGCGUUCCCCCUGCCCUAUGCACAGAUGCAGUCACUGCCUCCUAAUGUGGCAGGAGGGGUGGUGUAUCCCCCCACUGGCCCUCCCAGCUAUCCUGGGACCUUCAGUCCUGCUGGCUCAGUGGAGGGGUCGCCCAUGCAUGGAGUCUACAUGAACCAGCCCGGACAGACUGCUGCCGGUGGCCCGUACCAGGCCAUGCCAGCUACAGAUCCCAACAUGGUGAACGCUUACAUGUAUCAGAAUGCAGGCACCAGUGGGCAGCCAGCCGCCCCAGGACAAGCCCCUCCCACAAGCAGCCCCGCCUACACUAACUAUCAGCCCACCCCCACACAGGGCUACCAGGCUCCCCCCACCAACGGUAUCGCCUACAUGGGCUACCAGCCAUACAACAUGCAGAAUAUGAUGAACGCUCUUCCAGGACAAGACCCCAACAUGCCUCCCCAGCAGCCCUACAUGCCUGGGCAGCAGCCUAUGUACCAGCAGAUGGCUCCCCCCGGCGGUCCACAGCAGCAGUCUCAACAGCAGCCGGCGCAGGCUCCUCAGGGCAGUCCAGAGGCUCAGCUCAUUUCAUUUGACUGAUCAUAUUCCCUCCAGGUCCAGCACACUACAUGCAACCCUCGCUCACCCUGCUGUCUCUGGCUCCAUUACCCUGCACCUGCUCUCACUUCACUAUGUUCCACAGAUAUUAAAGCAUUCGGCUUUCUUGGGUCCCCCUCCUCUCCCCGUCUCUUUAAAUAAAAUGAGGAGAUGCUACAGAUGGAGCUGGUGGGGAACCUUUGUCUCUUAACUUGAUCAAUCUCACAAAACUCUCUAGAUCAUAUUUUGAUAUUUUGCUUAAAGAAAAUCAAACCUGGUUUAGACCAUUACAUUUUUUUGUGACAUUAUGAGAGUUAAAUGUGUUUCUUUGCUCUGUUUCUCAUUAUUGUAAUGCAAAAAAAGAAAGUCAUUUAAACUGUAAAGUAGUUGCAUGAUAAUAUUUGUUGUACUGCCUUUAUUCUGAUAUCAUGAUUUAAAAAUGACUGUGUAUUAGUAAUGAGAUUCACCACUGACAAUUAUGAGAAUUACCAAAAAUAACAUCAAAUCAUCCUGACACAUUGAACUUGUGAGAUUUAGUGAAAAUAUGUGUUGACGAUGCAAAAAAUAUUAAUGGUACUAGAAUACAUUUUUGCAUUUCUGCAACAUAAGAUAGUCAUACUUUGGUAAAUCAUAAUUAUGAGAAGUUAUGUCAAAAAAAAACACACAAUACUAAGUCAUAAUUGAUACAGUAUUUCUAUUGCCUUGUUAUUGAUGUCAUAAUUUCAAUUCUGAAUCGUAAUUAUCACUUAGUACCUCAAAUCAAAAUUGACAUUGUAAGCCAUAAUAAGUCAAAAUUGAGUUUUGCUUUGUUAUAAUUGACUUAGUAUCUCAUAAUUUUUACUAUGAAACACUAAAUCAUAAUUAUAAUAAAUGUCUACUUUAAUCUCCAAUUAAUAAAUUAAAUCACUGCUAUUAAUCUCAAUUAUAACAGAUCUGAUAGUUUAUAUAUUUUAUUAUUUUUAAGUUGAAAGUUUGCUAAUCUCAGUUAUGACUUAGUAUCUCAUAAUUUAGAUUUGUUUUAUUAUUAUUUUAACAUUUUAUAUUACGUUUCAAUUAGUUAUAGUUAUGGGAGUCAAAAUUAUGAAGUCAUAAGUCAUAAUUGAGAAGUGAAAAUUAUGACAAACAAAUAUACUUUGUCAUAAUUAUGACUUAUGUUGCCUUUUUAUUUAAAAAAAAAAAAUCUAAAGUUUCACCAAAGCUUAGCUGGCAGAAAUGAGAUUCUGUUAAAAUAUGACCUGGACAUGUUGUGAGAUUCAUCAUACUGCUAACUCUCAUCUCUCUAGAUUUUUGCAAAUGCAGUUUUUCCUCCUAAAACUAAACUGACGCAGGUUAGUCGCUCGUACCAUAGAGAAACAAACACUAUCUGAUUCAAAAAGACAAAACAUAACUAUCCUUUUGUCUCAUAUUUUUCUAAGAUGUGUUUGCAUGAGUGAAUAUGUAACUGCCAUUUAUUUUUCUUCGGUUAAGAGACUUGCUGGCUUUAGCAGAGGUUACUGAGGUCACAUAGCAGUUUUUCAGCUCUGCUUUGCUCUGAAGUGCUCUAAGAUCAUGUGACAUUCCAGUGCUGGCUUCCAUGUAUGCGAUUCUAGAAAUACUUCAGAAGCUCUGCGUUUAGGAUCAGUGUUGUGGAUUCCUUGCUAAUGAUUUAUGCGGUAGAUUGGUGUAAACAUUGGCUCCUGUCAUAUAAUAUAACAGCCAAUGAGAUGUCAACUGUACUGCCAUUUGCAUAUCACCAAUCUAUUUAAAACAAACAGGCUGGUGUUUCAAAGUACUGCAUGAAGUUCAAAGUACUCACGUCCAUUUGUCUUUAAUGCUCUAUGUGGAUCUUCACAGAGAAGCAUAGCCAGGGGUUCAGACCUGACUGCGCAGAACUAAUCAGUCGAUCUCAAAGCCACAGUUUCAUUCUCUGUUAAUUACAGAGCAGAAUUGAGUACUGGAUCAAUGGCAGACAAGGCAAGUCUAUUUUUAGACUGUGGUUGUAAAAACUGUUGACAGCCUGUGGAUGGUUUCGAUGGAUGUCGUGAACGCUGCAAGUUUGUAACACACACACACACAAACAUCAGAUGGCGUCUCUAACCCCUUCAAGAUGAUCUUUAUUCUAAACUGAUCUGCCUCAUGUUAAAAAGAAGUCAUUUUAACAGCAUACUUAAUAUCUUGUUCUUUUAUUGGUUGUACAUUAGUGGAACUGUUUCUUUUCUUGUCUCUGAAAGUAUGUGCAUAAUAAAGCAAUGCCAGUCAGAAAAUAUGUGAAACUGACUAAAAGAAA